AUGAUAUCGCAGGAGCACCUUCAUACUGAUUUGGUGAGUCUGAAAAUUAAAAAUUGCUCUGAAUUUGAAUCAUUUCCCAAUGAUGGAUUAUUUGCACCUCAGCUAGAGACAUUUUAUAUUGAAGGGUUGGAGAAAUUGAAAUCAAUGCCUAAACGCAUGUCUUCCCUCCUUCCAUCUCUUGGUGAGCUCACGAUAUGCAACUGUCCAAGAGUGGAGUUGUCUGAGGGAUGUUUGCCAUCCAAACUUGUUGCCUCACUAAAAGGGGUGGAUUGUUUCCCAGGUGAAAGUUUUCUCCCAUUCUCUCUUAGUGAAUUAGAGAUAAAUGAUUGUCCAAAUCUUAAGAAACUGGACUACAAGGGUCUCUAUUACCUCUCUUCUCUCCAAAAAUUGAAUCUUUUUAAGUGCCCCUUACUCAAACAGCGCUGCAAAAAACAAGGUGAAGACUGGAUCAAGAUUUCUCGCAUUAAAACCAUAUGGGUUGAUUAUGAACAACCUAAAUUGAAAGGGCACUUGCCAGAGCAACUUUCUCAUUUAAAAAUACUAACUAUUGAUCAAUGCGAACAAAUUGAGGCUACGAUUCUCAAGGGUGUAGAAAUUGAAGAUGUGAAGAUGGAGCCUUCUUCAUUUGAUAUGAUAGGGCCCCUAGUAUUUGAUACUCCUCUUGAAUCCUUAAGUAUUUAUUCUUGUCCGGGCAUAAACAUUCCCUUAAACCAUUGGUACUCUUUGCUUGUAGAAUUGGAUAUUAGUGAAAGUUGUGACUCUCUCACGAACUUCCCUCUAGACAUUUUUCCAAAACUUUGCGACCUUUGUUUAAACGAGUGUCAUAACCUACAGAUGAUAUCGCAGGGGCACCCUCAUACUCAUCUGAAGAGUCUGACAAUUCAAAAGUGCUAUAAAUUUGAAUCAUUUCCCUGUGAAGGAUUAUUUGCAACGCAGCUAGAGAGCUUUUUCAUUGAAGAAUUAGAGAGAUUGAAAUCAAUGCCUAGAUUCAUGUCUGUGCUGCUUCCAUCUCUUAAUUAUUUGUCUAUACGCGAUUGUCCAGGAGUGGAGUUCUCUGACGGAUGUUUGCCAUCAAAUCUAAAAGAAAUGCGUCUCUUCAACUGCUCCAAACUUGUUGCCUCACUAAAGGGUGUUUGGGGAACCAACCCUUCUCUAAAAUCCUUGUAUAUUCGUAAAGUGGAUGUGGAGUUUUUUCAGAGUGAAGGUUUUCUCCCACUCUCUCUUACUAAUCUAGAGAUAUAUGAUUGCCCAAAUCUUAAGAAACUCGACUACGAGACUCUUUCUCCCCUCUCUUCUCUUGAGAAAUUGGAUAUUGUGAAUUGCCCCAGCCUCCAUUGCUUGCCAGAGGAGGGUCUGCCCAAAUCUAUUUUAGAACUCGGAAUCAAAAGUUGUCCGUUGCUCAAACAGCGGUGCAAGAAACAAGAAGGUGAAGACUGGGCAAAGAUUGCUCAUAUUAAAACCUUAUGGGUUGAUUUCGAACAAGUAAACAUAAAAGACGAAGCACAAGUUGGAAAAUACUAAGGCACCAAUUCUCAUAUGCCUACAUUUUCAACAGGUGCUAAUUCUCCACAACAUGAGGCAUUUCAAAUACAAUCUUAUUCACCGCAAAUAUUUUAAUCUCUAGUUCACCAUCUUUCUUCACGCAUCACCUUUUGUUCCCUUAAAUGUUCUGUUUUACGUGCAAGAAUUCUGUUAUUGAUUUUGAUACAACACGGGCUUUAUUGAUGAAGAGGUCCACUAGAGUGCACAAGAAACCUAAUUGGCUAAAGGAUUUUGUUUAAAAAAAAUGCUUUUCAGUAGUUUAAAUAUGCUUGUUUUAUGAACGAGGCUUUUAGACCCAAUAUGUUUUUUUUCCUCUGUAAGCUACUGGACCACAAGUUCCCUAUUUAGGGAUCGGAAUGUAUUGGAACGAGACACAAAGAGAUAAAUUUUUAACCUAGUUUUCUUUUCCUCCCCUCACCUAUCUUAGCAGGUACCUAACAUUGAUGCUUUCAUUGAUUUCUCCAUGCCUCCCAAACCACAAUCCAAAGAACUAGAGGACAUCCUCAAUGCUAUCCAGGAUCGCUUGACCGCCAUCCAAACCCAGAUGGAGACCCAAGAACAACGCCAAUCUGCCCUAGAAACCAAAAACGAGUCCCUCCACUCCUCACUUUCAUUUCUCAUAGACCAGGUAUCCUCACUCCCUCCCCCCAACCCAACAACCAUACCCUCACCCUUUCAUAGUUCCUCCAUGCAUUCUAUCCAUAACUACCAGCAACCCCAUAUAGGCACAACCUCUACGUCCAUCCCUUUUAUUCCUGACUCCUUCAAUAGUCAUCUCCACACUGCUACCACUAUGACUACAUAACCUAUUACCAACCCACCCCCACCACCACUCAUACGUCCCCCCAAACUCCAACUAGCCUUCUUCGAAGGUCCUGAUCCACUAGAUUGAUUAUUUCAAGCAGACCAAUAUUUCACUUUUUACCAAAUACCCGUAGAGAAACGUCUCUCUAUGGUGGCAUUUCACAUGAAGGGAGAAGCCCUUAGCUGGUUCAAGUGGAUGCACCACAACAAUCUGCUCACCGAUUGGCACUCAUUCACUCGCGCACUUGAACUUCGUUUUGGCCCCUCCUCGUACACGAACCACCAAGCGGAACUCUUCAAAUUACAACAACACGGGUCCGUUUCUGAAUACCAAACACGCUUUGAGAAACUAUCUAAUUGCGUUAUUGGUUUAUCCUCAGACACCAUCCUAAAUUGUUUCAUUUCUAGCCUUCAACCUGAAAUUCGAAGGGAACUUACCAUCCUUCACCCAUACUCCAUAUCUCAAGCCAUAGGAUUGGCAAAAUUAAUAGAGGAUAAGAUUAAAGAUUCUAAGCCCAAAUAUCCUCAGCCCCAACCCCAUAACCCUACCCAUAUCCACCCGCCACAAAACCCUAAUAACUGCAUUCCUCAACAUCAACCAAUCACUACUCACCUACCAAUCAAACGCCUCACGCCCGCAUAACUUCAACAACGGCGAACUCAAGGACUGUGCUAUAAUUGUGAUGAAAAGUUCACCCCAGGCCAUAAAUGCUCCACUACGCGAUUCUUGCUGCUAAUGGACCUUUCGGUUUGUCUAAUGCCCCAUCUACUUUUUAGGCAGCCAUGAACGACCUUCUUCGCCAUAUCUAUGUCAGUUUGUUCUGGUUUUUUUAUGACAUCUUAGUCUACAGUCCUACUUUGGAGGACCAUCUCACUCAUUUACAUGUUGUUUUGGAAUUAUUAGAACAACAUCGUUGCGGAUGCACUAUCUCGCCAAGACAUGGAUGACCCUCCAAUGAUAAUGGUCCUAUCGACUCCUAUCCCCCUCAUCUUCAAGGAAUUAAAACAUUUUUAAUCCACUACAGUCGGCCAAGAUCUCAUCCAGUCCUGCACUCAACACCACCCUCUACCAAGUUUGUUUUACACUCGUUAAGGCAUCCUGUUUUUUCGCAAUCAGAUCUUUCUCCCACCAAUCAGCAAUCUUCGAGAAAGAAUCCUCAGGGAAUUUCAUGCCUCCCUCACCACAGGUCAUUCAGGGGUGAAACCCACGCUCUCCAGAUUUGCUGCAUCCUUCUAUUGGCCAGGAUGGACCCGUGAUGCAAAGAAAUUUAUCCAGCAAUGCCAUAUUUGCCAAAGCAACAAGUAC
Molecule: messenger RNA, 3652 nt
Organism: Vigna unguiculata (cowpea)
Lineage: Eukaryota; Viridiplantae; Streptophyta; Magnoliopsida; Fabales; Fabaceae
Product: putative disease resistance RPP13-like protein 1
Molecular function (GO): ADP binding; protein binding
Source: RefSeq, a predicted model, not a curated record